Messenger RNA from Folsomia candida, 3056 nucleotides. RefSeq names its product hemocyanin B chain. The transcript is spliced from 21 exons. NCBI's taxonomy places the organism in Eukaryota, Metazoa, Arthropoda, Collembola, Entomobryomorpha, Isotomidae. The record is from RefSeq and is a predicted model, not a curated record. The coding region runs from base 331 to 2817 and encodes 828 amino acids.
UAACGGUGGUAUGGCUUAAAGAGCUGCAUUAGUCCACUUCAUGACGCUCUGGCGUUGAAACCUUCAUGCACAUCUCUGACUGAGACUGAAAGUGUUGGCAUUCCUUCAACUUUUUCAUACAAAUCUCAAAAUACUUUUAAAUACAUAAAUACCUGAAUGUGGGACUGAAAAUAGUCAAAUAUCAGAAACGAUGAAGAUUGUGGGAGUGGUUUUUCAAAUUUCAACAGAAACUUGAGUUUUAGUCAUUGUGAAGUGAUUUUAAAUUAAAUUUCAAAAAAAAUUAUUUAGGAUUUAACAUUGCAAAGGAUUUUCCACGCGUUAACGAACAAAAUGACAAAAAUAUCGUGGAGCAACAUUCGCUGGAUCUCAUCCACGACGCACAAAAUCUUCGUAUUUCUUGUUAUAAUUUCCCAUUCAGUCAUCAAUUGCCAAAUUCCCGGAGAAUUUAACGGGUUUGUGCCCUCAUUCGGACCUGACGAUGGUGGUGGGCGUGCGUUAGGUGCGCGAAGUAAUAUCGGUAUCGGCGGCAGAUUAUCGAGAUCAUUUACAACAAAUGAUAUCGAGUUGUCCCCAGAAUUCGGUCAAGGGGAUUUACAAAGCAGCUUUUCAGCAUUGUUUGAUUACACCAGAGAAAUGCCAGCAAUUGACAUUGUAAACACAUUCCUGGACAAUGAAGAAGAGCUGCCAAUUCUACGCGAAUUGCAGAACAUUUGCCCCAGGGAAGACUUUUUUUACGGUCAAAACCCAUCACACAGGGGAGCAGCAAUGAGAAUCAUGAGGCUACUGAUAGAACAGAACAAUGCUCAGGAUGCAAUAUUGAUGGCAGCUACUUUAAGAGAUAAGCGUGAAGUUAACCCUAAUGCAUGGCUGCGAGGAGUGAUCGGAGCGUCGGUAUUCAGACAGGAUAUGCAAGGUCUUCGCAAACCAGCCAUUAUCGAAGUCAUGCCGGGUAUGCUUAUAAAUAACAGGGCGACAGGGGAAAUGAGACGACAGGCAUCAAUGGGUCCUCAAAGUCGGAAUUGCAUCCCCGUCGAUGGAUCUGUUGGCAGGGACAAUGGAAUUGAAAAUGCUCUGUGGUACUGGAGGGAAGACGUAAUGCUCAACUCUCACCAUUGGUAUUGGCAUAUGGCUUACCCAUUCACUCGAGAUAUGCCGCGACGGGACAGACGAGGUGAAUUAUUCGCAUGGAUGCAUUCAGAUUUCUUGGCACGUUAUCAUGCUGAAAGAUUGUGUCAUGGUCUUCAACCUGUGCUCCCACUCAAUUUGCAAAGGGGUACCAUUCUUAGAGAGCCCUACAACUCCCACUUAACUGAUAGCAAUUCUGGACGUCCCUGGACUCCACGACCCCCAAAUGUACCAAUCUCUGAUACCAUGUCCAACGCCAUACCUGACGCUCCUUUCUUCGUCUCUGUCGACAAUAGGACGAUUAAUCUUGGACGAAUUUUGGAAUCCAUUGCACUCCGAACAUUGUUGAGCGCAUUCCAAGGGCAAGUGCCAAUUGAUAACGUACAAGGGAUUGAUUUGCUCGGAGAUGUAAUAGAAGCGUCGGCCUUCUCCUUAAAUCCAGAAUAUUAUGGCUACUACGGAGUCCACAACACGGGUCACGUCCUUAUCAGUUUAGUAUUGGAUCCUGUCCAGGAACUCGGACUACCGCCUGGAGUGAUGGGUGACACUGCUACGGCCAUGCGAGACGUUAUCUUCUACCCUUACCACACAUUUAUGGAUGACAUUUAUGAAGCUCAUAAGCGAACACUUCCGCCUUAUCAACUCUCAGGGGGGGAUUGGCCUCUUGUAUUCGAUGGCGUGGAACUUCUCAAUAUCAAAGUGGUUGCACCAGGUCUACCGGCCAACAGUUUGGAAACAUUUUGGGGUGAAAGACAAUUUGAUUUGUCUCGGGGUCUCGAUUUUAAUAGGACUGCUGUACAAGGACCCAUUUUAACUUGUAUACGACAUCUGGAUCAUCUCGAUUUCCAGUAUCAAUUCACUGUGGAUAGUCAACGUGCGAGACGUGCAACGUUCCGAAUUUAUCUUGCCCCAAGAUUUGAUGAGAAGGGUCGGCGUUACGUGUUGGAAGAGCAGAGACGUAGAUUCUUUAUUUUAGACAAAUUUACUGUUGCACUUAACCCUGGAAUGAACAAAGUCGUUCGGAACUCGGCCGACUCCUUGUUAACCAUUGAUUUUCCCCAGAGUUACCGAGAACUUCAAACCGACGUAGCUAAUCAGACUCCAGAUUGUGGUUGUGGCUGGCCCCACCACUUGCUAAUUCCAAAGGGCACCCCUACAGGCAUGGCCUUCGACUUGUUCGUAAUGGCCACUGACGCCAGAUUGGACGCCGUUCCACAAAGCGGACGAGGAUCUGUUUGUCGCUCAGCUCCAAUUUACUGCGGCAUUGUGGGCGAACGUUACCCAGACGCAAGACCCAUGGGAUAUCCAUUUGACCGUCCGAUCUAUUCAAACAACAACAUUAACCCACUCGAUCCCCGGUUUGACGAUGUCCCUGGACCGAUAACGUUGGAGGAAUGGGUCUCCGAAGUGCCCAACAUGGCCGUGGCCAGGGUUGUCGUCACUCACAUUGAUGAAUUGAGAACAGGGUCAGGUGUCGGAUUCGCCGAAGGUAGUGGCGGCGGCGGACAAAGCUUUGGAUCCAGUGCUAGUGCAAAUGUUGACACCACUCUGCAAGAUGUCCUUCCCCCUCCAAACUCUGAUUUUUUCACAGAAUUCUUUCCUAGCACAAGGCCUGCCAAUAAUCAUCCCAAACGAUUCGCCCCCUCCAUAGACAGCCCAACGAAGGAGUUCAUGCAACUCAUUUAUGGCUAAGAACAAUUUUAGGACUAUAGAGUAACCAAUUUUAUAUUUUUGUUGAAAUGAACAACAUACAAUGCCAUACGAUAUUUCUAAUGUAAAUUUUACAUAAGUUAUGUUGUCAAAUGUAAUAAAAAUAAAACGUCAAAAGGUCGCUCAGGUGUGGUAUUAGGCGUAGACUGCAGCUUAUUAUAAUUUACGGAGAAUUGUUUGAAUUGUGAAUUAGUACAACAAUAAAUCAUUUAAACAAUUGA